Messenger RNA from Stylonychia lemnae, 1293 nucleotides. NCBI's taxonomy places the organism in Eukaryota, Ciliophora, Spirotrichea, Sporadotrichida, Oxytrichidae. The record is from the annotation of a GenBank genome assembly.
AUGAACUCCUAAAGUCAAGAUAAGCAUAGAAAAAUUGACAAUUUUUCAUCUAUUGAUGUUAAUCAAAGUAUAAAUUUGCUAUUUAACAAAGAGCCACACACAACUUCUCAUGCAAAUAGCUAAACUUUAUCAAAUCCAAGUAUGCAGCACAGUUAAAAUUCUUAAAAGAGAGAAUCCAUAAUAGGCGCAAAUUAAAGUAUUAGAAACUUGCCUAAUCUUUCGAAUUCAUUUCUAAAGUAGUCUAAUUAUAAUGCUGUGAUUCAGAAACAGAAAUCAUGGAAGAAUCCUAAACCACAAAAGCUGUACCAGACUUUCAAGUACGAUAGUGAUAAAUUUAAAAUGUCAACAUACUCCUCAAAAAAUUAAUAAAAUUAAUAAGUCAAUACGACUGGAAAUAAAUUGACAGUAGUAGAGACUACCAGUUCAUGCAAUAAAAGUAGUCAUGGAGAUGGUCAAUAAAACUCUUUAUCACAAUCUCAAGUGAACUUUAAUAUUAAGAAUAAGUUGACUUAGAGUAAUUCUUCCUUCUUUGAUUAUAAGAGAAAGGCUUCUCAUUAAAGUUCAGUGUAGAAUGUAAGGACGCCAAAAGUUAAAGAUUCUAGCUCGGUUCUAAUGAGAGCAUAUCACAAUAUCGCUUAAACUAAAAAAUUAUUAGCAGAAAGAAAGGUUAAAUCUUCCGAUAGGCUAAAUAAAAGACCAAAUAUAUCAAUCAGUGAAAAUCCAAUAAUACUGACUGAAAUGGCAGAAGGAAUCAAAAGCAGUGAAAAUGUAAGUAGUACUGGUAAUCAAAGCCCAAAUGAAGAAAAUACAAUCACGGUUGAGGAAAAUUAAUUCAAGAUAGGUAGGCAACUUACUCAUACAGUGACAUAGACAUAUUAAAGUCCGAUGAAAGAAGAGUAAUCUUCUUUUAUGUCUCAAAAUCUAAUGGUGAGAUAUGAAGAUUCUGCUAAAAAUCUAAAUUUCAACUUGAUAGAUCAGCAUAACAAUAUUUCUAAUAUGGGUAAUCUUGGACUAAUUGAAUAUUAGAGUGCUGAGAGGUUGAGGAAAAAUAACAACUUUGGAAUUGAGGAUAAAAAAUCAAGCCAAAAGAGUUAAUCCACUAGAAAAAGGUGGAAUAUUCCCAAGAAAAGCCAUGAAGAAUGUGAAGUUGAUUUAAAUACAGAUGAAUUUGACAUAAUAAAAAAUAUGGAUGCUUAGGGAAUGUUUGGAUCUAUUACCUCACUCAGAUAGGUAACACAAACUCCUUAGCUAUCUAAGCCACUAAAUCACAUUUAACACUAUGGCGAAUAAUGA